This is a messenger RNA of Portunus trituberculatus (swimming crab), 4086 nucleotides long. RefSeq names its product WD repeat-containing and planar cell polarity effector protein fritz homolog. NCBI's taxonomy places the organism in Eukaryota, Metazoa, Arthropoda, Malacostraca, Decapoda, Portunidae. Bases 190 to 2664 code for a protein of 824 amino acids. The record is from RefSeq and is a predicted model, not a curated record. Gene Ontology annotation, biological process: establishment of protein localization; nervous system development; cilium organization. The transcript is spliced from 12 exons. Gene Ontology annotation, cellular component: axonemal basal plate.
UUGUUUACGUCGCGUUGACCUGAGACCCGAGAACUCAUUCUGUUGCCUUCGCACCUGUCACUACCUGCAGCACCUGCUCCACCUGCUCCCACGUGGCCCCACCUCACCCACCUGUCCCGCCGGUCUGUCAAACAAUAUAUCAGUCCUCCACACUGCCCUAGUGAACAGAUGUGAAGGAAAGCAGCAACCAUGGUGACUCUGCUAGGAGACGCACACUUCUGGACACUGCGGGACGAUGUGGUUAUUAAGGAUGCUGAUAUGGGCGCCUUCAGGUACCAGGACAAGAACACGGUGAGUAAGGAGCGGGUGUACUAUGAGGACAAGAGGCAGUACCUGGAGGCUCGGGGUCUGAUGGUCACUCCCAAGAACAGCCGACCCAUCAAACUGAGGGACUCGUUGAGGGAGUUUGAGGAGUUACUGGCAAAGGAACGAGUAGUUUGGGAGGCAUGGAAGUCCCCCAACAUUUACCAGCUGAUCUUUGCCUCAGGGAUCAUCACAACCCUCACUGUUAAUGGACAGACGGGCGACUUGACAAGGGUGGCGUUUGACAAGUUCCUCGUUGGGAAACUUCUCUCAGAACACUUGGCUGAUGUUGUCAUCACCCGGAACCACAUGUUGUUCUCCUACAAUGAAUGUCGACUGAGUGUGGUGCACCUGACUCGCCCACCAUCCGAGGGCCAGGUCAUGGAGAGGCUGUCAGCUUUUGACCCCAAGCUGUACACGUGUGAGGUGGCAGGACCAUCAGGCCGCCGCUUUGAACGCCGGCUGUCUGCUAAUCUCUCAGGUGACAUGGUGGUGGUGUGGUGGCAGACGAGCGACGACGAGGUGUACCCAUGGAGUCCCCUCGCCAAGGACCGUGACCGUGCCAACAUUCUGGUGUACAGCCUGCGUGGUGCCUCGCUGGAUCUGGUGUGUUACUGCCGCACAGAGAUGGCACCUCUCAGUGUGUCCUUCAGCCGCCUGCAACCUAGUGUCCUGCUGACUGUGGAGCAAGGCUUUGGCCGGAAGGGUGGGGUCACUGUCCUCAGCUGUGUAUACGAGGUGGAGCGUGGCGCAUUGCACCGUGUGGGGGUGAGUAGUGUUCCCCUGGAGGCGCCCCUCACAGCCCAUGGCCACACCCCUGCUGAGGACCGACUGCUGCUGGCCUGUAACAAUGGAGUGCUGGCUUUGCAUGGAGAAACCCGUGGCACCACACACCUCACCAAGGCCGGCCUCAUCCCUGCGUCCCUGGCUUGGCUGGACACUGGCACACUGGUGGCAGCAGCCAAUGAAAGAGGUCAACUGCAGUGUUUUGAUCUGGCUCUCUCACUGGUGCGGCUGCAGCUAACGGCUGAAGAUCCUGCCCCCCAGCGUGUGCUGGACCUCUCGGAGCAUCUUAGGCACCGGCCUGGUCUGGCUCGACUUAGCUGGGCUCCUGGCAGACCUCCUGGCGACCCUGAGGCCGGCCCUUGCCUCCUGCUGCUUCACUAUGCCCGGGGGCCACUUGCCUGCAUCAGGGUGGACGGCGGUGCGGAUGGGUGGGGAAGCCUAUCCGCCCUGGCACUCACCAGCCAGUACGUGAAGCACCGGCAGCUGGAUGAGGCUGUCAACCUGCUGGUGUCCCUCAGCUGGGAGCAGGAGGGGCCAGCUGCCAUGAAGUGCCUGUCAACUGUGGCCAACCACCUGCUGCGCUGCCCUCUAACACCCUCCCGCCUCACCCAGAUGGAAGCUGCCCUUGCCACCUUCCACGUGCCGCUGCAGCCACUCAGCCCCGCUGUGGAGGAGGAGUUUGGUCCUGCUGUGCGUGCCCUCACUCGGAGGUUCUUCUUUAAAGUGUUGAGGUCUGGGCGGCUGGAGAAAGCAUAUCGUCUGUCUCUGGACCUCCGGGACUAUGACUGUUUCAUGGCAGUGCACUCAGUGGCUCAGCGGAGAGGGGAGGCACAACUUGCAGCAGCAGCACUUGAGAAUGCCAGGCACCUUGAGUCCUCCUGUGGGUCAAGUGCUUCCUGCAACUCCCUCCUGUAUGACAGGUCGGAAAGGAAUACUUCGGAGUCCUGCGGAGAAUCUUGCUCCACCUGCUUCUCUGGGAGUGCCUCUGAGGGGGAGGAAGAAAUUGGCGAGGAAAGUGGUCCUGUCCAAGCAGAGGUAACAGGAGACAGGGGCACUGUGCAGCCUUCUCUUCCCUCCCCUAACCUGACUGAAAGACUUGGACACAUAAGUGUUGGGAGUGGCUACACAUCUACAGCAACUCCCCAGAUACAACAAGCCCCUGUAGACUUUCCCUCCAGCAGCUCCAGCACCUCACACAGCUCUUCCCACAUGCCUCACGCUAUCACCUCCCAGGAUGGCACUAUCACCAUCAACAUACGCCAGCCAGAGACAAGCCCCAUUCGCCCUCCCACACAGCACGCUUCAGCCACAUCUUCCCGACCUCCUCCUCGCCCCACAUACACCUCCCGUACACCCCAAGUUAGGGAGGGGAGUGCUGCCAGGCAUUCCAGACCUGCAAGGGAAGUGUUCUACUCUUCUGAUCCCAAUGAGGAGUUUGUGGACUCGGAAAUGGUGUCUGUUUUCAUGGACAAGAAGGACUUAAGGAAAAGCUAUGAGAGGGCAGUGUACCAUGAAGUGUCCACCGAAGAAGAGGAUGGCGGGACAGUGAAGGUGGUGCACUUUGGCGUGGUGUGAGGCCCCUGCAGGGCAGCGGUGGCCAGGGUGCCACCACUCCCACCCAACACUUUGACACCUGGCAGCUCUUACAGUUCUAUGUGUGCUGCUCACAGAGGUACUGUAAAUGUCCUUGGGCCAGACAUAGUCAGGCUGGACUCUCCAAGUGUCAAAUGGUGCCAAAAGGAAGAUGUACAAAACGUGCUGUGGAAGUUCCUGUUACUUCUUGUUUAACCAUAGAUCUAAUCUUGGAAUUGAAGGAACCCCCAAGCACGCUUUACCACCACAUGCCUUCUGCUUAUUGUAGCUCAGCGACUCCUAGGAAGGAUUGCGUGUUAAUCCCAGAGGCGCCUUAUCUUUUGUUACAUAUUGUACUUUCCUCAGGUAAAAGCUGUGGGAGUCUCAUGUACCACAGCUGUCAUACUUCACAUCAGGGUCCUCAUAAUGAGUAGAUCUGACCAUUCACUUCACAUGUAGGGUAGUACAUGAGUGGAGCUGUUCUAUCAAUUAGGUAGUGAGUGGGAAUAUGAUUGAGAACAGUACUAAGAGAAGGUGAAUACACUUGUAAACAAAAUUAAAACAUACUAUGCUUGUAGAUAAAUAGAAGUUCACCUGUUUGCAGAUUCCUUAUGUUCCUAUGAAUUGUCUUAAAUAGUGAAAAAAUUGUGAAAGUCUUUCACAAACAAGUGCAAGAGAUUAGAUAAUCUAUCUUUAGUUUGUGUAGGAGUUUGUGUAACACAGUUUGUGUAGCACAGUUGGAGAGUUGAAAUUGAAAUUUGGCUAUGAGGAGAUUCCUUAGCAUAUGAAAGAAGCAAAGAUCUCUCUUCAGUCAAGCUGUACACAAACCAUUCACCUUCCUUUCUGGUGCGACACAAAUUAGUACAAUGUUUCCCUCACUUUAACUAUCACUUAAUGUAGAUAAUAGUACAGUACUUUUUUAGACUAACCAUAACAGGGUAUGUUUUUUGUUAUAAAUCCAUUGAAAUGAGUCAGUGGUAAUGUUUUCAUUUUGGUGAAAAUACUGGAAAAGAAAUAUUUGCUUUGCCUUUAGUAGAGUCAUUGUUACAAGUGUAGAAAUUGACUUGUUAACCUUCCCUACAUAGAUAUAUCCCCAUGUCUAGUAUGUAGUCUGUAGUCCAUUGUCUCUACAUCGAUUUGUGUUUUGUGUGACCUGUUCGUUCACUCGUGUGUAGCUUUGGAGGUGGUGAUGUCUGACUCUCUAGCAUUCCAUUCACCAGUAUGUAGUGUGUUGUCCUUCAUCUCUACACAGGUGUCUUGUUGGGAGAACUCUACUACUUGGUGUAGGCCUCAGUGGUGAUGAUGCUAAACUGUGUGUGUGUGUGUGUGUGUGUGUGUGUGUGUGUGUGUGUGUGUGUGUGUGUGUUUCACUGUUUGAUCUACUGCAGUCUCUGACGAGACAGCCAGAUGUUACCCUACGGAAUG